AUGAGAGGCAUUCUUCAGCUGCUCACAGGAGGAGGAAGAAGAGGUGGGAGGGGAAGUUACGACGUAGUAGCGACACAGUCAGUCAGUGAGUGAACUAAGUUUCCAGCGACUCAGCCAUCACGGUCUGAAAAACUUUUUAGUUUUUGUUGUUGCGAUAUGAACUCCCUCGGCGGCUGCUGGUUGGGUUUGUCCGGCGGUAGAAGACCUUGAUAGUCGGGUUGUUGGGGGGCAGCUCGGUGCUCCGGAGAAGCAGAAUAUGGGUCAGACGGCGGUGUCUGCCGUGUCUCAGUCUGCGAGCGUUGAUGGGUUGGAGAAAUCCUCAUCACUGGCCAGCUGUGACGUGGUGGUGGACAGCGCCACCAACACCCAGAAUGCCCCUGCGUCACGGCAGCAGCGAGGCAAGCUGUCGUCUCUAGGAAAACUGUUCAAACCCUGGAAGUGGAGGAAGAAGAAGACCAGCGACAAGUUCCAGGAUCUUUCCAAAGUUCUGGAAAGAAAAAUCUCCACCAGACAAACGAGGGAGGAGCUCAUCAGGAAAGGAGUUCUCAUCCCUGACCAAGAGGAAACAAUCAGCAGUGAAAAUCUGAAUGGCCAUGCCACAUCCAGUGUGACAUCAGAGGAGGUCAAAGUUCACAUUGAGUCUCCAGAAACGACGCUGGAGGAACAGGCCUCGGGGCCCGUCAGCACCGAGGACAAAACAGAGAGGUGUGAUACUAAACCCCUUGUCCGGGGAAACCAGGUGCGACCUCGAGACGUUCAGGCUAAAAAACAGCAAAGUGCCACUCUGCCUGCCUCUUCCAAACCCGCGGGUGGCACCGCAGCCACAGCCCGGCACAGAGACGGUGCCUCAGGGACUAAAAAGACCACUAAAACCACAGGCAAGACAGGCUCAUCCACUCAAGCUAAAGCUAACCCGCGGAGCACUAACAACACUAGUCGCGGGAUUGCUAAAUCUUCCCAUCCAAAGAAGGCAGGGUGCACAACAAAAACCACGGCUGCCUCCACCCUCACCCCUCGUUCUCGUGCGACUAAGGACGACGGCGCUGCAGCACAGACUGGUGGGACAGAUGCAAGGACCAACCGGAAAUCAGACACUCCCACCUCUUCCCCCGUACCUCAAAAGGGCUCUGCAGAGACUCAUAGCCAGCCCGGGGAGUUAAAAUCCUCGCCUCUCUCCUCAAACACCAAGCCUGCCUCGUCGAAAGCCUCAGGCAAUCAGACAGAGGGAAUUCAGGCUGCUGCUCAGCCUGGUGUCGAGCCUAAAUCUGCUCCCAAAGCCACUGCUGCGGGUGAGGAGACCCACAAAGGUAUGGCUCCUGAACCCACAGUCCAGUGUUCCCAUAUCAACUCUGCUACCGAGGACACUUCCUUCACAGAGGGAGAGAGAGACAGCAGCUCAAAGGGGGAUAGACAGGGGAGAACGGGAGGGGAGGGAGGAGCAGAAGAAAAGAAGAAAGGAGAAACGGCAUCUGCUGUGGAGAACGGCCUGAGGUCGGCAGAGCGCCCGGCUGAAAAGCCGCAGGGCCUCAGCGUGAACACGGAGAAGGCCGAGGUGACGGUGAUCCCUGAUAGGCCGAGAGACAGCCAAACUAGUGACUCUGAUUCCGAUGGACCAAUCCUGUACCGCGAUGAGGAGGAUGAGGAGGAAGACGAGUACACAACCAGCUCUCUGGCAAUUAAGAUCCGCAGACGAGACACCCUGAACAUCAAGCUGGGGAACCGACCUAGCAAGAAAGAGCUAGAGGAGAAAAACAUUCUGCCUCGGAGCUCCGAGACAGAGAGACACGAGCUUCGCCAACAAAUAGGCAGCAAACUAGUCAGGCGCCUGAGCCAAAGACCCACCACAGAGGAGCUGGAGCAGAGAAACAUCCUCAAGCAAAAGAAUGAAGCAGAGGAGCAAGAAGCCAAGCAGGAGAUUAAAAGGAGACUCUCCAGAAAGCUGAGUGUGAGGCCCACAGUGGCAGAGCUCGUCGCUCGCAGGAUCCUGCGUUUUAAUGAGUAUGUGGAGGUAACAGAUGCCAAGGAUUAUGACCGGCGGGCAGACAAACCCUGGACACGGCUUACUCCUGCUGACAAGGCUGCUAUCCGUAAGGAGCUGAAUGAGUUUAAGAGCCGAGAGAUGGAGGUUCAUGAAGACAGCAAACAGUUCACCAGAUUCCAUCGGCCCUGAGCGCUCUCACUGCCAGCUGGACGUCAGCACCACAAGCUCUCCGGUCUACAGCUCCCAGCAGUCCCCCGGUCCUUCAGACCCUCAGUACGCAGCUCAGUCUACUUUGCUUUGGGAUCCUCUUGCACCUGAUGAUAUGUUUAUUUGACAGCUACAGGUGUGUCUUAAGGCCUCAGUCAAUCAAGGGACACCAGUGAAACAUUUGCACAUAUCUAAAAUCAAUGGUGUCUAUAGCAUUCUGAUUAGAACCAUUUAUUUAUUGCAGAUGGCCAGAUCCUUCUGGUAUGUGAUGGGUUUUUUGUUGUCUGUUUUUGGUUCACUUCUGGCCUUGUAAUGAGACGUUCAAUGGAGGAAAAAUGGGCAAAAUGACCCUCGUAGUAAUGAAUGUGGCUCAAUUGUACUUAAGAGUUUGUGUACUUAUGUACGUAUGCCUUGCCAUAAACUGCCAAAUGGCCAUGUAUGGGCAUCCUCCUAGGCCAGGAAAUGGGAGCAAUUGGAUGGUUGUGUGCUGAUGUCAGUGCUUAUGUCACAGAUCCGAGGGGAGGAGAGGCAGUUUGUGCUGCCCCUAUGUGCCUCUUGGAGUUGAAUCUGAAAUACUGCAGUUCAUUUUUGCCACUAGAGGGCAUUAUAUUAUAAGAGUUAUAGAAUGUAAGUACAGAGAUGUGUAUGUAGAUGAAGAACAGCCUGCGAGUGUUAUAUUUAUAACUGCUGAAGCUGAGAGUUCGGUGGAAACCUGAGGCUUUAAGAGUGAAGUGCAAUGAAAAUCAUUUAAAUUCUAGCCAAUUCCAAUCCCUCAGCACUCUUCCUGAUGAUACAUAAUGAUCAUGUACCAUCAUAUAUCCUGUGUUGAGUUAUUAAGUGCAAAUCUCUGAUCACAAAGUGCUGGACUUGCUGUUUAGAGGGCUUUGACUCAAGUUUUUUAUUUUAGGCUUUUGGCUGGAGCUCUUACUCAGAGUGACUUGGUGCCAAAGAAAAAAGCAGAAAUUUGAUUUGAUUGUAUUUUGGCCUUAUUUUAACGUUUACAGGUUCAAUUUUGUUGACUUCAUAUAAAGGUUUUAUGAAUGAGAACAAGCACUGAGAGUUUCACCACUGAAGCAAUCAACCGGCUUUAAGAAGAAGUGGAGGUACUUUAUUUUCCAUUUCCUCAAACUGUCAGCCUGUGAUAGAAAUGUAAGAAGAGACUUGGUGACAAGUAGCCCUUUUCCACUUUGUCCUAACAUGCACCUUGAAUCCAGAUCUGUUUCUCUUUUGGCUUCCAAACUGUAGAAUUUAUCAUGGACCUGAAAAUUUAAAGGAAUUGUUCAACAUUUGCAAAAAUACACUAGAAAAAUGUGUCAGUUAUUUCUUUAGUCAGUCAACAGGAAACUAAUCUGAAACUAAUGUCAUAAUCGAUUUCAGUAAUUUAAAGAAAACUGUUGCUGCUCAGGUGGAGAUUUGAUGCUGUUUUUGUCAUGUAUGAUAUUAAACUGAAUACCGUAGGGAUCUGGAUAAAACAAGCAAUUCAGAUUGAAUUUAGAAAAUUAUAAUAGGAAUUUUCUAUUUUAGAGAUGAAACAAUAAAUCAAUUAAUAAAGAAAAUAAUCGACAAAUUGUCUAAGUAAUUGUUAGUUGCAGCGCUAUAAUGUAAAUGUACACUCUAAUUUCUGUACGCUAAAUAUAGAGCUACAGCAAACAGGCCAUUAGCUUAGAUUAGCAUAAACUGGCUCUUCAGUUUUUGUAAACAUUAAAUAUAUAUAUAAUAAAUGUUUACUAAGAGGCACUGGUAGACAUUUUUUUAACCUUUAAACAGAGCCAGCCUAGCUGUUUCCCCCUCUUUCCAGUCUUUAUGCUAAGCUAAGCUAAUCGCCUGCUGGUUGUAGCUUCAUAUUUAGCGCAGAGGCUAUUUCUCAAAGUGUUGAACUAUUCCUUUAAUAUCACAUGUAAGGCAAAGCUAAAACAUUGAUGCGUCUUAUAGUGAUCUAAGCUGGCACAAGGGAGGUUAUGAAGUAGCAUUUCAACCCAUUUUAUAUUCCACUGCUCUUUGGGAUUAAAUUUGUUUUUGCACUCUUUUUAGAAGUCUGAAUUGAAUUGUAUUGUUAAGAGAUUAAAGACAAAUAGGUAACAGUGUUGGCUGCACAACAACUUAACUACACUGAAGAGGAUUUACUUUUGUUUAAAUGUGCAGAUACACAGAAAGUUGGUCUAUGUGUGGAAUUAUGUUUUUUGGACAUUUGUCUCACAGUUUGGUGCAUUUAUAGAUUUUCUGCUUCAAGUGAUUCAUCAUGAUAGAAUCCAGAUACUCGAGACGUAUGUCAAUGCAAAAUGUAGAGGCGAUCAAUUAAUAAUGAUUUGUUUUUGUGUGAAUGCCAGAAUGUUUGGCUGACUAAAAGAAACUGGAGCCUAUACCUUUCUCUCUAAAAUAUUUUAGGACUAAUAUAAGAAGCUGGGACCUUUACUCAUUGCAGUGGAUAUAAAAGUUAAACAAAACGUUCUUUCUCCUCCCAGCAUAUUUGGACUAUAAAGGAGUUGUUUGCUGAAAAGUGAUUGACAGAUUGAGCUUGCUGACGUCUGAAGGCUUGUGUUCUCAUAAUAGAUCUCCGACCCCUCGUCAUCCUAACAAAAAGUAAAGAAAAGGACAGAUUGAUUCUUCCUGCUUCUGAAUGUGCAUAGGUUGUAACAUGAAGUGAUGUACAGUGAUGGAAAAGAACCAACAGUAUUCAAUAAUGUCAAUAUGUAUGUUGUUAUAUAUUGAUUAUUUUGUACAGAAUGUAUAUCGAGCAUGUGCAUACAUUGAAAUCAAUUUUACUACCAAUAUGAUACAAUAGAAUUUUGAUGUGAAUGUUUUAAGCUCUGAUUGUAAUUGUCUUGUUUUUUUUUUAAUCAUCCUCAGUCAAUUGUAAUGAGAUUAACAGUUCAUCACAUAUAUACGUGCUGUUUUUAGGCAGCAUAUUAAUCACAGUAUGUUAAAUAAUUGUCAUGCCUGUUCAUCUGUUUCCUAAGCAGACCAUGUAUAAGACAUUAUAUAGGUAGUGAUAAAUCUCUCUCUGGUUAUUUUGUAUUCGUUCCACCUUCACUUCAACUGAAGUCAGCUGGUGCAGUGCAGCGGGUAUUUCAUGGAUGGUGACUCAGUUUAAAAGCAAUUUAUAAUCCUUUCUGGACCUUUACUUUUGAUUCAUUUCAUCAGAUGACCAUAGUGCAUACUGCACAAACUAGAAAAAACGGAUGGAUGUGACUUUAAUCUUAAUCAUGAUAAACAUGCUCAAGUUUUAACUACAUGCGAUUAGGUACAGUAAAUAAUCUGAAAGUAAGCAUGAGUCUGAGCGGUAGUGUGAAAUUAGCUUCUGUAAAGGGGAACACGGUGCGCACUAAGAGCAAAUACUGUAAUAAAAGACCAGAAAGCUCUUAUUUUUUUAUACACAAAUUAAAAGUCUUACCUCGUGGUACAGCUCUGAUUCCGUCAUGGCUGACGACGUAAAUAUGCUGCUUGCACCACAAAAAUACAAUACAUUAAUCCAGAUAAAGUGUAACUGGUAACAUUUAUUUUAACCCAGCCUAUUUAGCAUUUAAGCAGUAUAUAGUCAAUGAAUAAAAGGUUAUGUAGGUGUGUAAGCAGAUAUAAAGACAUUUAAAGGUGCUAUAACUAAUAUUUUUGUAACAAUAAUUAAUGAUAUAUGAAGUGACAAUGUGAAUAGUGAUGAACCUACAGGGCAUUAUCACCUGAAUCUGCAGCUUUCCCCAGCUUUACUGAGCUUUAUAGUGAGUUUCAGCUCAUUGUUUUGGUUCACUAUCACCGCUCGUAGUGUUGUUUUCGGCCACAGCUGGCAACUGUUGUCAGCCACAAAAAAACCACUGUACACUACCUGCGCAGCAGACACCCAGUUACCGACUAGCUGGUGAAUAUAGUGGAGCAUGUGGUGAGCUAAAGAUAAUGUCCUCAGGAGCAGGUAGAGACCAAAACCUGAGCUAAAAGAGUUAAUAUUAAGGACUUACAUUCAUCAGGAGGCCAGAAAAAAGACUCAAAAUGAAUUGUAAUGUAACAGCUGGAUGUGUAAAUAAGCAACUAUUCGCCAUAUCAACCUAAAAGGUGAUAAUAAUUUAUCAAUACAGUGUUUGAUAAUGUAUUGGUAACAACUUAAACUCCUCAUGAAGCAUCCACAACUGCUGAAUAAACAUGAAUACUUUGCAAUAUAUUUGCAAUCUUAUAUAAUGUAUACACAGGCAUACAUGGUUUUAAACCUGUCUGUGAAUGAUUUGUACAUGUGUACAAAUGAUUGUUAAGGAAAUGCUUUGUAACACUAAGAGUUAGUUAUAAUAACAGUCAUGUUAUACUAUGCUAUCAGUCAUUCAUUAGCUGUUUAUACACCAGUUACGGAUGCUUAAUCUGAGAGUUUUUAAUUGGUGACCAAAUACAUUAAGAAACACUUGAGACUUAAUGUCUUUAUGUUUGCUUACAAUUUAUAAAUCAUUUAUGAAGUGUUUAUAUGCUGCUUAGGAAUACAAUAUAGAGGUUACAUAGUGUUAGCUAAUAAGAAGCUUUAGAAAUCUUGUCCUGUUUUUUUUUUUUUUUUAAAUCUAGGUUAAAAACAUUGGUGUCUUUGUAAUAAUGAAACUACUUACAGGGGAGUCUUGAUGUGGACUGUAACCACAUCUAUCUUUUAAGUCUUGUUUUUUUUUUCCUCCAACACUGAUGCGUAAUUCCAUAUUUUAGUCCAGAGUUAUGUAUAGUAUCUGUAUAGAGUUUGGAAGAGCCUUGACAGUUGGUGUUUAGUCAUAACCAGUCAGUAUUAAAGGAGCGAGUCCUGUAAAAACGAUAAUGGCUGCAGUCUGUUUCAUCUCAUCUUGUAUGAAACUGUAAAAUAAACACAAUAAACCUUAUGAGAGUAAGACCCCAAAGACACUUUCAAAUGUAAAAUACGGAAUAAAAUCCAACAUACAUGUCAUUACAUUUGAAAAGCAAUUUUCUCUAUAAUUCCACUUGAAUUCGUGGCCAUUUUGACACUUCCUUUCCCGGCUUGUUAUUACAAUUAAUCUGCAGAACUGGAGACUUUCACCAGUUCAUGAAGAUGUUUACAUUUGUAAUGAUGUGAUGGUGCUUGAGGCUUCCUUUAUCACUUCCCCCAAUCAGAUCCCAUCAGGGCCAUAAUCAGACUGCUGCUGUUGUUGAACGAAAGCCCUUUAUCUUCAAUGUAUAAUCUUUUCUUGAUCUUGUGAAAUCUCAGUUUGGUAUUCGUUCGCUGGGGAAUCACACUAUAAACCUUCCAACUUUAAAUGCAUUCAUUUUCUUUUCACACAACAGAUACUCAAAGGAAACACCAAAGGACUGGAUAUUUAAAAAAACACCCUUUCCUAUAUGUUUGAGACAAGAUUGAUCUUUGAAGUUGUAGAAUAAUGUCAUAUAUCCCCAAAACAUCUACUGUUACGUCCAAACUGUAUAUUGUUUUUGUAUAUAAAGAAUCGUGAAAAAACA
Molecule: messenger RNA, 7612 nt
Organism: Morone saxatilis (striped sea-bass)
Lineage: Eukaryota; Metazoa; Chordata; Actinopteri; Moronidae
Gene: phactr2
Product: phosphatase and actin regulator 2
Exons: 13
Coding region: 257-2170 (637 amino acids)
Biological process (GO): actin cytoskeleton organization
Molecular function (GO): actin binding
Source: RefSeq, a predicted model, not a curated record